AUGGCGUCAAUAAACACAGCUCUCCGCACUCUCCUCCGCGUCCCAACACCUCUCCGACCCCUCCUCGCCCAAAAAGCCCUAUACCACAGCUACGAACAUCCCGACCCACCACCCUACCCAGAAACCGAAUCCCGCAUCCUCUCCGCAGCACUCACCCACGUCCCAACCCACGGCUUCACACAAAAAUCCCUUUCCCUCGGAGCAAAAGAUGUCGGAUACCUCGAAAUCUCCACAAACCUCUUCCGUCGCGGAGCUUUCGACUUGAUUCUCUUCCAUCUCGUCACUCAACGCUUAGCCCUCAAACACCGCGUCCAAUUCCCUCCAGCUGAGAAAAUAGGCGUAGCGAGGAAGAUUCGAAGUCUCGUCCUCUCACGCCUCCACGCGAACCAUGAAACCGGCAUCCUCCCGCGCUGGCAAGAGGCCUUGGGACAGAUGAGUUUAGCGGAGCACAUUCCUGCGAGUUUACGGGAGUUGGGGCUUUUGAGUGAUGAGAUGUGGUUUUUGGCGGGUGAUCAGAGUGUGGAUUCGAGUUGGUAUACGAAGAGGGCGACGUUAAGUGGGGUUUAUGGUGCGAGUGAGGUUUUUAUGACGAGUGAUCAGAGUACGGAGUUUAAGGAUACGGAGGAGUUUUUGGAUCGGAGGUUGGAGGAGGUUAGGGUGCUUGGGAGUGCGGUUGGGGGGACGAUGGAGUGGGUGGGGUUUCAGGCUGGGGGUUUGCUGGGUUUGCUGAGGAGUAAGGGGGUUCGGAUAUGA
This is a messenger RNA of Pseudocercospora fijiensis CIRAD86, 753 nucleotides long. RefSeq lists its product as uncharacterized. The transcript has a single exon. Gene Ontology annotation, molecular function: lipid binding. The coding region runs from base 1 to 753 and encodes 250 amino acids. NCBI's taxonomy places the organism in Eukaryota, Fungi, Ascomycota, Dothideomycetes, Mycosphaerellales, Mycosphaerellaceae. Gene Ontology annotation, biological process: ubiquinone biosynthetic process. Gene Ontology annotation, cellular component: mitochondrial inner membrane. The record is from RefSeq and is a predicted model, not a curated record.